CCGUUUAUUAUAACUGUGUCUGCUGCCUGAGAUUAUUAUGAGCAACACAAUGACCGCUCAUGAACCCAUAAACUAUCUGGACAGCAUCCUUAACGAAGAGGAGAAACGUUGCGAGUACAGUCAUCAAUGGCGGAAUUUCACCAUAUCACGUUCAGGUCGUUUCAAAUCGAAAAACAAACAUCGCAAUGUUGUCGAUGGCAAAAUGUUUGAUCGCAACACUGGCGGCUCAUCAUCGUCAUCAUCGACGACCAUGUCGCAGUCGCCUUCAUCCAUUAACAGCCAAACACAAUCGUCAGCAACAUCCUCAUAUGAUAAGGAUAAAAAGAUCUCAUCACAUUACGGUUCAUCAGCCUCAAUGAAAUCCUAUCAUCAAACACAAACACCAGCUAAGGCGAUCUCAUCAUCGACAACAUCUUCGUCAUCGUUUACCUCUUCGACGGCUAAUAACCGGCAACGUGACAAAGUGGAUUCUUACAAAAGUUACUACGAAACGAAUUUAUAGAUUCCAUUC
Molecule: messenger RNA, 511 nt
Organism: Musca vetustissima
Lineage: Eukaryota; Metazoa; Arthropoda; Insecta; Diptera; Muscidae
Product: vitellogenin-A2
Exons: 2
Coding region: 38-502 (154 amino acids)
Source: RefSeq, a predicted model, not a curated record